AUGGUGAGAGGAACGCUUUAGAUUCAGGCUGAACUUUUUAUAUGUAGUAAAAAAUAGAUACAACUCAUAGUCUGAUAUGAUUGAUCACUACUCUAUUUUGUCUGGCUGCAGGAUACGGCUGACUUUGAGUGGGUGAUGUGGUUCUCUACAUUCCGGGACCACAUCCUCUUCGCCCUGUCUGGUCACGUGAUCUUCGCUAAGAUCUGCUCCAUGCUGGCUCCACAGGUGGGUUUACAUCUGCAACACUCUGUCCAAAAUGGUCGAAUGGUCAAAUAUAUAUCCAUAUGUUUAAAUAUAUACAGUACAUAAAGAUCUAUCCAUAGACUUUGCUCUGUGUAUGCUUGUGACCUUCGAGAAAAGAGAAAACAGCUUCUAAUUGGUGCAACACAUCACAUUGACAAUAUGAUCAAUGACAUUUAUGUCCAUCUUCUGAAUGAAUCAACUACACCCAAUAUCAUUAUGUACCCAGAGGACUGAAUCAAGGACAGCCUGUCUGUCUGUCCACAGCAUAGGUCCCGGAUGUACAUGUUCAUUCAUUCAUUCAUUAAUUAAUUCAUUCAUUCAUUCAUUCAUUCAUUCAUUCAUUCAUUCAGUCUGUCUGUUUGUCUGUCUGUCUGUCUCUCUGUCUGUCCACAGCAUAGGUCCCUGGUGUACAUGUUGACUCUUUCUCUCUGUCUGUCCACAGCAUAGGUCCCUGGUGUACAUGGGUUAUGGUAUCCUGGCGGUGCUGGUCUCUAUGGGUUGGACCUUCACCACUCUGAUCCUGUCCCACUGUGUACUGCUCUACAGUAUCUCUCUGGUUAAACUGCGCUGGCUCUGCUUCCUAGCUGGACUCACCAUCCUGUCCACAUUCAAGAUGGAACCAUUCAUAUCCUGGCAGGUAUGA
Molecule: messenger RNA, 886 nt
Organism: Coregonus sp. 'balchen'
Lineage: Eukaryota; Metazoa; Chordata; Actinopteri; Salmoniformes; Salmonidae
Source: the annotation of a GenBank genome assembly